AUGGUGUUUCGGAAUCAAGAACUGCCUUUGGAACUGCAGCGAACACAUCGAGCGAUUGCUGACACGGCUUUUCCUGUGUGGAACCAGCAGUCCUGUGCAUCAAGCGAAGGUCUGCGGUUCUUGAACGUGUGCGCACGCUGCAACUUGCCGUCAGCAGUGGCAUCGCAAUGCGAGAUCCAUCGUGAAAAUUGCGCUACACGUGAGGCCAAGGACGCGGUCGUCAGUCUGACUGAUCGCGAGCAAGUGUCACGAACAAGCUGGCACAACACACAAAGCAUACUCACUGCAGACGCGGUAGAUAAAUUGCGUGCCGGUGUCACCUACUCAUCCAUCGACUGCUCAACAGCGAUAGAGGGUAUCGAUUUUGUAUAG
Peronospora matthiolae is the source of this 372-nucleotide messenger RNA. Lineage: Eukaryota; Oomycota; Peronosporomycetes; Peronosporales; Peronosporaceae. The record is from the annotation of a GenBank genome assembly.